Molecule: messenger RNA, 6482 nt
Organism: Capra hircus (goat)
Lineage: Eukaryota; Metazoa; Chordata; Mammalia; Artiodactyla; Bovidae
Gene: CARNMT1
Product: carnosine N-methyltransferase 1
Exons: 8
Coding region: 3004-3996 (330 amino acids)
Molecular function (GO): S-adenosylmethionine-dependent methyltransferase activity
Source: RefSeq, a predicted model, not a curated record
AGCCCGUGGCGGACCCCGGCUCAGCCCGUCGGGGCGCCAGCCGCUUGCGGCGGACCCGCCGGACGCCACGCCUCCGGGGCGUCGGAACCGGGCCGCCUGAGCUGACCUCCGGGCCCCCGAGUCAUCUCGCACCACCUUAGCCCCUCCCGGCACAGCAAACCCGCGUGUCUGCCGCGCCGUCUGCUGCUCAACCUCUUGUCUUCUGACCUCAGGAGCAGAUUAGCCCUCUUGCCUUCCAUCCCUCGUUAAAGGUUUGGCUUUGAGGCCCGUGGGGAUGACCGGAAAAGUGCUGUAAGAAUUUCAGAUAGAAGAUGUUGAUGGUAAAAUCGUCCAGUGCUGGGCAUGAUUUGUUUGUGUUGUCGAUGUCCUCCAAACUGAACAGACGGAGAACCCAAGUUCACCUACACGUGGGAUGCUGUAGGACAUUUUUUCCCAAACUGUUGCCAGUUCUUGUUGAGGGCAGCAUUAAGAUCCCCCGGCCCUCCCCGUCCUAGCCGCACCGGCCCCCUCUCCCCGCCCCCGGGCGCUGUGAACGCACAGGCACUUUUGUGGUCCCCUACCCCCACCCCCUAUUUGGCGCGGUGAACGCACAGGCACUUGUGGUGAGCGAGUGAAUGAUGCCACUCAGUGUCUUUAACUGGUGGGUGAAAUUAAGGUCGCAGAUAGUCCGGAUGUUCUAAAAUUUGCAAAUUUUUAGGGAGGGAAAUGAGAGAAAAUACUGUAGGAGCCGCCUUUAUGAUAUUUUCUGCAAAUGUGUAUCGAAUUCUCACUGGAUUGGGCAUCGUGGUAGGACUUUUAAACUUCCUAACUUGGACUUUCUUAUAAAUAAAUCUUAAAGUAGCUUAGUCACAGACUUGUAGUUACAAGAACUGAAAGGGACUUAAAACAACUGGGUUUUCAGGUAAAGAAAGCACUUUUAUUCGUGUGAGGGAUGAGUCCACCGACUACUGUGUUCUAACUCUGCAUUUGGAAUCAGGUAGAUGUGACCUCCUACUCAAGUAAAACUGUUCCUUUAGACGGGCUCCUGCUGUGCUUUAUGCAAAUUUUUUAAUAUUGCUUGACUGACCUCCUCAAGGGCAGGGACUGAGCCUUAUUUAUUUUUAUGUCACCAGUGCCUGGCGUUUUGUUGGAACUCUAUUUUUAACAGGACCAGUGGUAGCAAAGAAGUACAUUUGUCCUUCCCAGAUAGUUUGUCAGUUUGUAACUGAUCAUUAGUUUGUUACUAUUCUGAAUUUCAAAACUUGCUUAAUAAAAGCUUAUUUAGACUCUGAUUACAUUUGUGCCAUGACUUUUUGAGGUUGAAAGAUCUUGAUGAAAUCUACUAAUUAAACCCAGGCAUAUGAACCAUGGACCACAUUACUUACGGAGGGAAAGGCAGACAAUCAGAAUUGAAUUUGUUGCAAGUAUUAUGUCUGGAAGAACCAUACAGGGAGAAGAAGGAGCUGACAUUAGGUAGCUCAAAGUGGUAGGUACAGAAAAGUCUGGUAUAUUUUACUGUUGAAAAAUGUAGAAAGAAUAUUGGGAAAUGUCCUGGGACUGUAGUAGACACAGUUAAAAUGUGUGUUUGUUUAUUAGGUGUAGUAUGUAUUAGGACUACUUUAGAAUUGAUAUUUAUGAUUAAGUAUCAGCUGGGCCUUUUUGUGGGUGAGGGCAAGGGAUUUUGAUCUGAAACUAGGACCCAAGUGUGGUAAUAUAGAAAGGGGCCCUGUGUGUGUGUUCAGGUGGUUGUGAUACUGUUUUCUAUACACUUCUGCCUCUUAUAUAGCAGUUCAGUGUGAGAUCGAGGAAAAUUUCAUUUUUUGCAACAGUCCUUUUUAUAUAUAUGUACUCAAAAAAAUUGAAAUCCCUUAUACUAAAAAUAGUAUACAGUUAAACGUAUGUUUAGAAUUACAGAAAGGAUUGUGUAGCAGAAAACACUGGAUUAUUACCUUCCAACAUUUUAUAAUCUUAUAGACCUGUGCUGCCCAAUAUAUUCAGCCACUAAUCACAUCUGGCUAAAUUUAAGCAUUAAUUAAAAUAUAGUAAGAUUUACAGUUCGUCUUUUCAGUCUCAGUAGCCACAUUUCAGGUGCUCAGCAGCCACAUUUGACUAUUGUCUGCUGUCUUGGACAAUGCUGAUGUAAGCCUUUCCAUCAUUGUAGUAAGUUCUUAGGGACAGUCCUAUUCUAGACCAUUAGCAGGUACAUCCAAAUAUUGGAAAACUGGGUUUUACUGCUCACUGUCUUUUCAUCAGGAUAUAGGAGAUUUAGAUAAGGGUCGUGAAGCAAGAAAUGUCUUCUGAUUAAUAUUUUCUCUUUCCAGUGGCUUUCAAUUUUGUACUUCCUAUAGAUUUUACUUAGAUGACAUAGUCUCACUAAGGUAAAAUGAUUAUAGCAAAAAAUGUUAGCCUUAAAUUACCACUUUUGUUAUAAAUGGAGAUACCUACUCAUAUAGGGUAUGCUACAUUUGAAAUAUUAAAGGUCUUGUCAGAAAUGUCCUACUUUUAGAAAUAGCAGUUAGGUGGGAUCUUAAAAACUGAGAUGUAGAGCUCAUUUUUACAGAUGAGGGGAUAGGCAUGUAAAGAAGUAAGCAACUUGCACAGGGUUGUCCAACCAAAUUGUGGUAGAGUCUGGCCUGAAAUCCAAAAGCAUUAACUUAAAAUUUACCCUAUAUUAGUAAGCAGUGAUGCUAGUAAGACAAUUUCAACUUUGGGUAUUUAAUAAAUAUUUAAAAUGGGUUGAGACACUCUGCUGAAUAGAUACGUUUCCCUGUUUGGAAUUCUAGAAUACUUCAACAGGAGCAGAGGAAUGGGUCUGUGAUUCUUGGCUAGAUCUAUCAUUGGACCCACUCUUAUAAAAGAUGACUGAGUCAGAGUUGGGGUCACUGCCUUGUAGAGGGAGCUUGAGGUAGGGAUACACUUGAGGAAAUAACAGCCACUGACCCUACUUUCUCCUCUUAGGUACCCAAGGAUGUGGCCUUUUAAUGCUGACUCAGUUCAGAACCAAGGAGAGUCUGAAGCACCAGUAUGCAUGAGCGAGUGCACCGAACAGAAAGACAGUUUCGAUCACUCCCAGCUAAUCAACAGAAACUACUUCCUCAGUUUCUUCUUCACUUGGACAAGAUCCGGAAAUGUGUUGAUCAUAAUCAAGAAAUACUACUGACCAUUGUGAAUGAUUGCAUACAUAUGUUUGAAAAUAAAGAAUAUGGAGAAGAUGGAAAUGGAAAGAUUAUGCCAGCAUCUACGUUUGACAUGGAUAAGUUAAAAUCCACAUUGAAACAGUUUGUGAGAGACUGGAGUGAAACUGGGAAAGCAGAAAGGGAUGCCUGCUACCAACCAAUCAUUAAAGAAAUUUUAAAAAAUUUUCCAAAAGAGAAAUGGGAUCCUUCUAAAGUAAAUAUUCUGGUACCUGGUGCUGGACUAGGAAGACUGGCCUGGGAAAUAGCUAUGCUAGGUUAUGCUUGUCAAGGAAAUGAAUGGAGUUUUUUUAUGCUUUUUUCUUCCAACUUUGUACUCAACAGAUGUUCUGAAAUUAAUAAAUAUAAGCUUUAUCCCUGGAUUCAUCAGUUUAGCAAUAACCGAAGGUCAGCUGAUCAGAUUCGACCCAUCUUUUUCCCUGAUGUUGACCCCCACAGUCUUCCUCCCGGUUCUAACUUUUCUAUGACAGCAGGAGAUUUUCAGGAGAUAUACUCAGAAUGCAAUACCUGGGACUGUAUUGCUACCUGUUUCUUCAUAGACACAGCUCACAAUGUAAUUGAUUAUAUUGAUACAAUAUGGAAAAUACUCAAGCCAGGUGGAAUUUGGAUAAAUCUAGGUCCUCUGCUGUACCACUUUGAAAAUUUGGCGAAUGAACUUUCCAUAGAAUUGAGCUAUGAGGAUAUAAAAAAUGUUGUCCUGCAGUAUGGAUUCCAGUUAGAGGUGGAAAAAGAAUCUGUCUUGUCAACGUAUACUGUGAAUGAUCUAUCCAUGAUGAAAUACUACUAUGAAUGUGUUUUGUUUGUGGUCCGUAAACCACAAUAACAGUCUCAAGUGAUUAUCAUCAAGAAAAAAGUUUAAUAGCAAAUGCUGAAAUAAACAACUCAAAAUCAACUAUCAUAAUGACAGGACACAACCUCAAAUCAGUGGUGCCUUCUUAUUCCUAACAAAAUUUAGAAAUAGUGUCUAUUUUCUUAAUAUGUCUAUCGCUUUUUCAGAAAUAUACUGUGCCAUGCAUAUUUGUACUACACAAGUAAAAAUGGAGGAAAUGUCUUCAAGUAUACUUUUUCCUUGAAGCCCAGAAUUAUCUUUCAGUAGAAAAAACUUUAUUUCCAGUGUCUUCAUGAAGCUGUCCAUUAAGUCUGCCAUAUGAAUAACUUAUAGUAUUGCAAUCCAUAAAAAUCUCCCUUUUUGUUGUUUUAUAUGCAUCAUACAUGUUAUUUUUAGAGUCUAAGGAUCCUUUGUCACUUCCAACAUCUGGAAUUGGGAUUUUGUUUACUUGGAACCUAAGCAAUCUAUACAGAAAAUGUAUAUCCUUUUAUCAUUCAAAUUAUUUUAUUUUCUAGCUCAGCUAGAAAAUAUAGUUAGCAUCAAACAUUUGAUCUUUACAAAAUGCUGAGUUUAUAGGAUCAAAUUAGUCUUCUGGUCACACGAAGUUGAACACUUUGAAAGCAUACUCGUCAUGGAUCACUCUGAAAUAUAUGAGAUCUCAGCAUUCUAAGUGAGGCACACAAGUAUUUAUUAAAGGUACUGCUAGGAAACUGGGAAAAUAAUAAAAUCUGCCCAUUUGAAAUGUAUGAUUUCUAACUAUAAAUUUGUCAGUUAGAUGUUUACAAUAAUGUCUUUCCUUUAGAUUACCUGAAUUAAAAAGCAAGCACUUUUUUUUUUCCGUUAAAACAAUUAUAUACUAGUAAAAACUGUCAUGAUAGUAUUAAUGUGGAGAAAUUUUCAUUAUGAAAUUUAGGGAUAAAUUACUGCCCAUGGUCUGUGUAUUUAAUAUUGUAAGCAGCAGCCAUUAGUAUAAUUUCAGAUUAGUGUCCAUUUUGUUCCCUGAUAGCUAUAGCUAAAACAGUAUAUGCUGCUUUAAAUUUCUACCUCUAGCAGAUCUUUUUUGGAGGGAGUUUUCCUUUGUAUUUUUUAAUGUUUAUUACCCUGUUUUCCAGUAGCUUGAUAAAUAGAUGACUAAUUUAAUGUGUUUUAACCUUUUCUUGGAGAAAAGGGAGUAAUAUUGAAUAUUUUCAUAGAUGGUUGUGAUGACAUAAAGUGACCUCUGUGGCAAUUUUAAUAGACUUAAUCUCAGUAAUGUGCUGGUAACAUAAAUGUCAUGUUUUCAUAGGAAAACUUAUUUAUAAAUCUUUACACCUUUAUUGUCAGUUAGGUGAGGGGAGUCCUAGUGUGAUUUGACAUCUUACCAGUAGGAUCUUUUCUGCAUACACUACAGGAGCGCCUGGGCCCUUUAUGCCCAUGAUGCGAUAAAGGAUUCCAUUAAGUUGAUUCGUCAAGUUAUGGACACCUGUAUGUAAUCUACUGAAUGUUUCUGAAAAACUAUUUCUCUUUUUUUGUGUUCCUGAGUACUUGGCAGAUGUUCAUUUAGUGGGAAUUCUUACCUACCACAUGGAUGAACUUGAAAUUAAUUGCAAGGGAAAAAAAAUGAACUUAUUUUCUUUUAAAGAAAGAAACUUAAAAAGAGCAUAAGUAUUUCUAAAAAGCCAUUGAAAGGAAUGCAUGCUGUUUGUAAUUUAGAAAUGCUUUUUAUUCACUGAUAAGUAUUCACUUUUUAACAGCUUGUAUCAAAACAAAUGAUUUUGGUUUUCUCAUAAAGGGCAAAACAGGUUGACACCAAUGGGUUGGCAUUUCUUAAAAUUUUUGCUAUCAGGUUUUAUCCUUUAAUAAUGUUAUUUGUACUUUAAAUUACAGCUUUUAGUUAAUUAUGAAAUCAGUUAUUUCAUUUGUUUCUUGAUUUCUCCUCCAUAUUAUGAAUGCUGUUUUAAAAAUAUACUACACAAAUUUGCAUCCCUUUUUUUCCCUUAUAGCUUUUGUAGUUAAUAUAUUCUAAACUUGAAAAUUGUGGUAUCAAUCAAUAAUAGAGGUGUCACUGGAGGAUUUAAUUUUGUAUUAUGUGUAGAAAUAGCUACUAAAGUGUGUAAGCCUUAAAGUUUAAAACAUUUUUCUUAAAUAACUAUACACAGAUUUUUCAUUUAUUUUCAUAAAGUGGGAGGAGAUAGGUCAUUGUGCUUGCUUUCGUUUCUUUUUUUAUUUCCAUAAUAUGAAGCAGUACAGGCUAGGGUAUGUUAAUCAAGUGAGCAAGAUGAGAUAUGUAAAAUAUAAAGAGAAGCUGUAUAAAUCACAGUAUAAAAUUAUUAAGUUUGGGAAUUGUAAAAUGUACUGUAUUUAUAUGUAACUCAUUCUAAAAGUUACCACAAAGGCUGAAUUGGAAGCUUCAUGUCUGCAUGAAAUUUCCUAUAUUUUUAAUGUGUAUGAUGGACUUAAUUUUUCUUGAAUAUUAAAAUCUGACAAUUGCUAUGAAACUA